UGCAGCAGUGCCAGUACAGUGCAAGGGGCAUCACUCGUAUCCUUGUAUCACGCCAUUCAGGGCGGAAACUGUCCAGAGUUUGUGCUCCGUUUUGAGGUGUUGUGAAUCGCUUGAAUGCCCAUGGUCUCCAGGUCACCUUCUUGAUCUAGUGCUUAGAAUUUUGAGUGACCACCUAUUGUAGGGUAUAAAAAUAGCAGUCUUUUCCCCUUGAGAACAUUUGUAGAUUUCCCUUGCAAGCAAUUUCGUAGCUUUCCAGUCAAUAGUAGUCCAGUUUGGGUAUGUAGUGGAUUACCAUGUACAUAGGUGGAACUUCUGUUCUAGCAUGCCCGUAGAAUGGCGGCCGGAGGGGGACGAGAUGGAGAACAACUUCUUGAGGAGCUAAGAGCCGGGUACUUACGCUUGAAGGACUCGCCAACGCCGAUCCGGGAUGGCCAGCCUCACCUGGUUCCAUUCUGUGAGACGCUGGAGAAUAUCCUGAGAGUUGGACUGAAGCAACCGGGCUCUAUCCUGCGCGUCACCCGUCGAGAUUACUGGGAUUGGAUUGAAGUUCUGCCGACAACCAGUGGCUGUAAUGUCAAAAAAAAUCCCCUUCUCACCGAGGCAGUGGAUUCUGUUCGCAAGUCACCCGUUCUCAAGACGCCUCAAGGCCGCGGCCGCUGCUUCUUGCGCAUGGCACUCGUGCAGAAGUUGGUACCAAUACCGGUAGAGCAUCUCCGCAAGAACCCUAAGCUUCUCUCGUAUUGGUACAGCAAGGACUCAAUCAUCCACCAUGAAGAGCUUGCAAGUCAGCUAGUGCACAUUCUCUUUGAAGUUACUGAGAUUGACUUUGAGCUAACUGAACGGGCUAGUUUCCUGGACGAAACGUGGAUCAUCCCGGAAUAUGUUUCCGUUGAGCUAGAACCAUGCGAGCGUCUCGGUCUGAAGCUAGUGCAUAUGAGAAACCGAGUGCUGGUCGAUGGACUGGUCAAAGGCAGUAUUGUAGAGAAGUGUGGCAUUGAAUCUGGUGACAUUGUGGAUGAGCUGAACGACGUUCGUCUCUUUGGCGUCAAAGUUGGUCAGGCUCAGAAUCUUGUAUCUCGACACAGGGGUAUGAUCACCAUGGUCAUAGUCAAGAGCAGAAUGAAGGACGGCACGCCGUUUGCUCCUUGUCAGCUGCGGCAAGCGCAGGUGGAAAUGCAGCGAUUGCAGAGAGCUAAGGACGGCACUAGCAAGUCGGGCAGCAACAGUUCUGAUUCACCAUCAUCACCCAAGGAUGUUCUGGACGUCCUUCGCUUCGAUGUGGUGAUGCUGGGUGUGGCGGCCAUAGACAAUCCCGUGGAGGAUGGCUCCAUAGACGAUGCCAUACACGACGUGCUGGAGGGAACAGGAAAACCAGAGGCCGUCGUUCUAUCUUUGGAGCGUGCUCACCUACUACUUUACAAAAACGACAACAACUCCACACCUCUUCAUUCAUUCCCUCUGUCUGAGGUGGCUGCAUGCGCACGCGGUGUUGUGCACCGUACCUGUUUCGGGUUUGCCACUGGGGAUUGCCGGGCGGAGGAUCUAGAUGGUUUCAUAUUCGAGACGUCAUCAGACACCAAGGCUAAGCUAGUGGUGCAAGCCAUGGUUUCUGCAUUCAAGCGCAGCACAUGGUUCGUCCCUGUUCCGCCGCCAAACCCAGCGGAGGCAUUGCCUCGUUCGCUGUCGCCAAUGUCGGGGCCACGUUCGGCUGAAGCAGCAACCUCUGAUCGCCGCCGCCAGCCUAGCACUUCAUCAUCAAGCCGCAGCUCAUCACGUGUGCGUAGCUUCAGUUCCAGUCCUGAGCGAUCUGCCCGUCAUCACCAGUACGCCAGCACAUCGCAAGAAGAUCCACCGCCGGCCAUCGACUCACCAUGCAUCACAUACAACCGUUCGAGAAGUGCUAAACCGAGUAUUGGCGAGGCCAGCAGUGCUGCCAUCAGCGUUAGCAGCGAACACUUGUCCGACCCCAUCCUACGCCGAAGCUGGGACCAGUCAUUCUAUGGCGAAGCCGACGAAGACGAAUUUCCCGACGAAUCGACGGAGGAGAUUGAUGCGGCGUUUCAUGAUCCGACCAGCACACCACCCAGCAUUGCCCAUGCAGCUGACGGCACAGUCUAUAGUGAUUUUGAAGUGAUCAGUGAGGGGGAUUCCCCACUUGGAGCCAACACACAGCAAAGCUAUUCUGAUCGCGCGGAAUGUCCGAAAACUGAAUCGCCAGAAACAGUUCGACAAGCACAUAUAUCUCCAUCCUGACCUUCUAAAAAAAAACUUCAAAACACUUCUAUGUUGAUAUUAUCUUGAAUCGUCCGUCGUCACAUUCACUGUCCCGAGAUCCUUUGCUGCUGAUAGGGUAUGUUUGAUGCAUGCUUGGACUGUGAGUCGUUGCCACAUAGCUAUCAAUAUCUGACCUUACUCACCUCUACUUGCUACACAUCAUUACAAUACUUCCUCUCCAUGUUAAAUGCUGAUCCUUUUUCCGCGCCGCAUUAUUUCCUGGUUAGCUCGGCUCAACGUUCCAAUCAAUGCUGCUGUCUUUUUUUUGCUGCACUUCCAGUAUUUAUCUCAUGUCCUGCUGGCCGGGACUUUUAACUAUUUUUCUUCUUUCUCACCUCCCUGUACAUUUUCUUCGAAGUUCUGUUCCUUUUUUUCCUCUUUUUAAAAUAAUUUGUUGGUGGGAAAUGCAAGGAAUAUUAUACAG
Molecule: messenger RNA, 2698 nt
Organism: Sycon ciliatum
Lineage: Eukaryota; Metazoa; Porifera; Calcarea; Leucosolenida; Sycettidae
Exons: 19
Coding region: 334-2253 (639 amino acids)
Molecular function (GO): protein binding
Source: RefSeq, a predicted model, not a curated record